Messenger RNA from Lolium rigidum, 1680 nucleotides. RefSeq lists its product as uncharacterized. The transcript is spliced from 2 exons. Bases 1 to 1539 code for a protein of 512 amino acids. The record is from RefSeq and is a predicted model, not a curated record. Gene Ontology annotation, molecular function: protein binding. NCBI's taxonomy places the organism in Eukaryota, Viridiplantae, Streptophyta, Magnoliopsida, Poales, Poaceae.
AUGGCCUGGACCGGGAGCGGGACGGAUCGAUUCCUUCGCCGGCAGCCCGCGGGCGAGGACCGAAUCAGCACCCUCCCCGACGAUCUCUUCCUCCUUGUCCUGCGCCGCCUCGACACUCGCACGGCCCUCGGCACCGGUGUUCUCUCCAGUCGCUGGGCCAGCCUCCCCCGGGAGCUCCCUGCCUUGGAUUUCAACUUCUUUCGUGUCGGCGACAUACUCCCGCCGCGCUACCACCAAUGGAUCCGCCUCCACGGUGACCGCGGAACUCAUGCACUCAACACCGACAAGAAGCACAUCGUGCCUAACAUCAGGAGGUACGAGCGCCGCGCCAUGCGGGCCUUGGCCAGCUCCGUCCAAAGCAUCUUGGAUGCGCCGGCUGAUGACGACCGGCGGGUCAAUAGGCUGAGCCUCCAGUUCUUCAUCACCUCCAACUCUGGCUGCUGCAUGAACCGGCUAAUCGACAAGGCCCUUGAUACUUGGGGGGUGGAUGAUCUCGAGGCUGUUGCUAAGCCAACCUACUGGCACAGCCGGCAAGCACACACCUUUCCCAGCCAUGGCCUGUGCAAGGAGCCCCGCACGUCACGCCUGCGAAGACUGAAGCUUGGAGGUUGCCUGCUCCCGCCGAUGCACGAGUACAGCGCCCUCACUACACUCAUCCUGCAAGACCUGCCGGAAUCGACCCCCACAGCAGCCUACGAGGGUGUCUUCACCUCGUGCCAGCAGCUGCAGGUGCUUCACCUCAACUCCUGCGGCUGCAGUGGGGAUAAGAUCAUCGUGGUCGACGCCCCCAUGUCAGAGAUCAGAGAGCUUGUUGUGGACCACUGCGCGUUCCACCGUAUACGGCUCAGGGCUCUUCCUAGCCUUGAGCGCCUAGCAUCUCUGCAAACUAAAGUGUACUUCGAGUCUGGCUCAUGCCCCUCCCUCACGCAGCGGAAAUUCGCCUUGCGCCUCGGUACCACUCAUGAGGGAUUCCGCCAAUGUUUUAAGGAUUAUCUGGAGCUGGAGCUUGACCUGUUUUUCCAGCAUACCCCGGACAUAACCAACAUGAUUAUCCGGUUCACUGGACCUGACAGAUGGUUUGUGCCAUCAAGCUCCCCGUCGUUACUGUUGCCUAAUCUGAGGCGUCUACUUGUUGCCGAUGUGCCUUCGUCUUGGGAUGUCACAUGGCCCCGUCUUCUCCUUGAGAUGGCGCCGUCCCUCGAGGUUCUUCACAUUCACAUUACCCCUUGCACGGAGGAGCCCAAUGAUGAACUAUCCUGGCAGCCCACCAAGCGUCGGCAACAUCACUUGAAGGAGUUUGUGAUGGCUGGUUUCGAGGGAACUGAAAGGCAGAUUUACCUUGUCAAGUUCGUCAUGUCAGUCUGCACAACAUUGCGUCGGGUCAUCUUGUCCAAGAAUGGGUAUGCUCGAGACAAGGGGCACUGGGACUGGGAGAUGGUAACGCCGCAGUACUCAUGGCCCGACCAAGAGAAGGAUACUAUGCUGAAGCAGAUUAUGGAUGGUGUUUCUUCCUCGACUGCUCAUGUUCAUAUGGUUUGAGGCUGAAUCAGAUUAUGGAUGAGGGUUUUCCUCCACAGCUCUAAGCAGAUUAUUGAUGGUCGUUUUCCUCGGCAGCCCGGUUCAACUGUUUUGAGGAGGAUCCUCUAGUUUGCGCAUGCCAUGCAAUUGCAAGCUUCUAGU